CUCUGAUACACGCAAUGAACGCGUAAUCUGGAGCAGUCCGUCACUGGUCCAAAUGAGAUUGACUAUCUCAACGUCCACAAUGAAUGACCCAACCGCCAUACCUCAUGGACUCGAACGUAGCCAUCGUUACUUUUGCUACGUCUGUGGCACUUUAUUACCACAUAAACUGGAAGCCACCGAUUCACUUAUCUGCCGUAAAUGUCAUACUCCCACAUUCAUGCGUUGGUUUAAUGGUAUGGAAGUGAGCUUCACAAACGAACUCCGUUGCCGUGAUUGGUCAUCCUUACAAACCACCGACUCCGACUACUUCAAACCAAUGUUGAAACGAGCGAAAAAAAUCCUCAAGUCCGAACUCACGCUUAAACAAGCUCUGGAAUCUCAGUACGCUGACGAGCCAUCUCAAGAUGGACCUUCUAUCCGCAAAGAAUGUGCUUACUGUGGCAAUGACCGAAUGACCUAUGUGACUUUACAGACCCGAUCGGCCGACGAAGGGCAGACUGUGAUUUAUACCUGUACACAGUGUGCGAAAAAAGAAGUGGAAAAUACAUAGAGUGUAUUUAUAAAUGAAGCCAAUCAAUUGCCCUGCUCUAGUCCGGGCCUUCUCCCGCACGCUCACUAUCCCCGGAAGUUCGCCAACACAAGUACCAUCCGCAUUCACGUUCGCAGUUCUAGCCGAUCCGCAACUCGGCUUGUUAGAGUACUACGUGGAGAAGCGUCCGUUGCCCCACCACUGGGACCGGGAAUUACAAAAGUUGAAUAAAUCGAUCGCCCUCCUGAAUCGACUGUCUCCAAAGCCCACGUUUGUUGUUGCUUGCGGGGACUUGGUGAAUGCCGUCGUUGGUGAUCCAUACCGUGAACCACAAACAGCUGAUCUUUUGAAUGCGUUCAGCAACCUGGAUCCUAGCAUUGGAUUGGUUACUUUGCCUGGCAACCAUGAUGUUGGAGACUCACCUACCAUGGAUACCAUACAGGAGCAUACUGCAAUUUGGGGUGAUGACUACUAUUCAUUCAGAGUGAAUCACGUCGAAUUCCUGGUCUUGAAUUCGCAAUAUUUAUGGGACGAUUCCAAAUGCGAACCUGCUUCGAUCAAUUUCAAAAAGUGGUUUGAUGAUCAGUUGGUUCAUCUGAAAAAUAAACCCGGUGUUGUGCCAAUUGUUUUACAGCAUAUCCCAUUUUUCGAACGAGAGCCGAAUGAACCAGAUGACUAUUUCAACAUUCCCACAAAAAAUCGAUUCGAAUUCAUGUCCCGUUUGUAUGCAGUCGGUGUCCGCCACGUCUUUGCCGGCCAUCUACAUCAUAAUUCCGUUUUGACCUGGCUUCCUCCUGAACCCGUCCCGGUGAAUACCACUCAGAAAGCCACGCCCUUGAAUAUGAUUAGCACUUCUUCGGUUUGCGUUCCACUUGGAACGGAUCCACCCGGCUUCCGGCUCGCACACGUCGGUGUGGACGGAUCUGUUCAACAUGCCUAUUGGACUUUGGAUGAGUUGGAAGCUCUGCUCAAUCGAGUAUACCUUUUUGCUUCGGUUUCAUUCCAGCAGACGUUUCGUUACCUGCCGCGAUGGGCAGCCUGCGUGCGACAACGCCUUGGUUCAAAUUACAUUCCACCCUUAUCAGUCUUUCUUCAAAGGCCUCUUAGUACGUCGACUCGUUCGACAGAUCGUUUUGAAGGUUUAAAAUCCUCUUCAUCAACCGUCCACAAAAUCCGCAAAGCUGUAAAUUCUUCUGUGGACAGUCAGCCCCAGUUGUCAGAUCGCAGUUUGAGGUUUGGAGUGACCCUUACCACGGGCCAACAGGUGAAGAAGCGCCCAGAUAAAGAGAAUGCAACGCAACCUAAAGAAUCCGGUUUCCUCAGCGUUUCCGCAUAUGGUAUUUCCCAGGUGGUCGACCUCAAUGCGGUACGUGCUGAGUUCACACAGAAGGACCACUCGUAUCAUUCAGUCCGGCUGCCGUCAGAUAUUUCUCAUGAGGUACUGCUGCUUUCUGGUAACCAAACAUCGGAUCCGAACUCUCAAAGUGAUGUGUUCAUCUUCCACGUCCGAAUAUGCAAACGGCAUGUCAAUCAGCUACAGCCGACUGAGUGCCCGAUCCCAAAAGCAGAGGAACAGUUACCAGACCUCAACCUGUUGCUCGAAACCUUUGAUCUCCCAAGAUCAGCGCCAAUAGCCACUGCUCCUCAUGUACCGUCCAAGACGCAUCCACUGCUGCAACCAAGACGUCAGGGCAAUGGAGUAUCACCAAUCCAGCUGACCACAGCCAGAAGAACCGUGGUCGCGCAUCCAUAUGGAUUUGCCGGGCCACUUAACGGACAAAGCUUCCUCAUCGUUUCCGAAACAUUCAGUCAGUGGCCCGAUGUCCUUCUUGUGUCUGAGACAACAAUGAUAACAACCAUCACUAAACUGUGGCAUUUGUUUUCAAUAUUCGAUACCCUAGAAACCAUUGUUUCAGACAAUGGUACUCAGUUCACGUCCCAACAGUCUUGUGAAUUCGUUCGAAGACACGGCAUCAUACAUGUUACUUCCCCACCAAUCCAUCCCCAAUCCAACGGUCAAGCUGGAUGCGAGCACACUCGUCUAGUCGGUGAAGACAUCUACCUACAGAAACACGAAAGUCGCGUCCAAGAUCACGAUUUUCACACAGACGAGAAGACUGAAGAGCUGGGUGAUGCUGCUGCAACUGCUAAGCCAUCUAGCAAACAUCGGGUCGACCAGACUAUCAUGAACCAAAACCUUCAAAAUGGAUUGCAUUUAGUCCCUGUGGAAGACCCCAUUCGUUUGGAGCAAUUCGCUUUUUCCGAGGCUCUUGCUUUAUCAGCCGAUCUUUCGAAAAGAAACGUUAUCACCGAUAUGCAAGGAGUGUAUUGGAUUUUGUGGGCAGCUUUGUCCAUUUCAUGUUCCGCCUGGCCACAACAAUUCACCUUAUUGACGGGAAUGGCUGACUUUUCGGGUGGCCUGAUUCACCCACUGUCUGCCAAUAGCUAUGCUCCAGCAACCGGAUCGCAGGUCACAGAAACCGAAACGACAGAUGACACACAUGUUGAAGUCAUGCAUCUAACCACAGCUUCGUACAAGGGUCUGAACUAUGUCAUGGUGACUAACCUGUCCCUCCCGUUUGCCCAAGCUGAACAUUACUGCGCUCACGAAUUUUCCGAACCGAUGCACUUGGUUUCAGUGGGUUCCGAAAAUGAAUGGAAAAUGUUGUCAAACGUGUUCAGGAGUCAUCCCAAAACCACCAAAGUUUGGCUUGGAGGGACUGUAGAAAGAUCUAGUCCAAACACGCUCCUCGUCCGGUGGAUUAAUGGGCAACAAUUUGGAUACCAUCGUUUCUCUGAAGCCGAGAGAAAGCGUUGGCGUAAAGAAUGGAAACAGAAAGGUCAAGCGUGCAUAGUUGCGGAGCUACAAGAAGGUGGGGUUGGAAACUGGGCGGUGGAGCUGGCUCCCUGCAGUUUGCCACGCUCGUUCAUUUGCAAGGAAGAGGAAAACCGUGACCACUCAACAGGAGUGGAUGGAACGCUCAUGCCUUUUCAACCAUUUCGUCUAGGUGACCUAAUUCGCUCGCUGUUCCUCCCGUCACCAUUCUUGCCAACCACGACGACCCGAAGUUUUACCAGCCUAGUCCGUAAUCCACCUGCCCAAAACCGUGUUCAGUUUCAAGCCUACAACACGCAACCGACAACACAGAACGUAACGCAAAGUACUCUGACAACUCCAACUACUGAACCUUCUACUGAAACCUCGUCUACCUCGACGACAACCGACCUGGCUGUUGAAACUGUCACAAACACCAAAUCCUCCCCAACUACCACGACAGAAGUGACGACAGUGCCAACAACGGCUUACAGCGGUACAACAGGUUCGACCAAGUCUGAAAGCGAUAGCGUUGUUCUCCGGGAAGGUAUUGUUGAAUCAGUGUCGCCCAGCUCAACUACAGCAGAGCUGCCUGGCCCUGUCCAGACUGAUAAUCUUUCAGGACCGGAGAUUCAUCCAAAAUUCACCAUAUUCAGCUCCACGCCAAAUGGCGUCGCCUCCUCAGAGCAUGGCGUUCCACUGCCACAGAGGAAAACAGAACCCCAAGCGUUUAUACCAGACGUCGGUGCACAAGUGAUUUAUCCAAGAUCUCCUUGGGACAUCACGUAUUUGGACGAACCUCAGUGGUUAACUCGAAAGCAAAGUUAGACGCAUGGUUUCAUGCCUUCGUGUAAUAUCUCCUUGUUCUAUUGGUAACAAAAUGUUUUGAUAGCCGAA
Opisthorchis viverrini is the source of this 4241-nucleotide messenger RNA. RefSeq lists its product as hypothetical. Gene Ontology annotation, molecular function: hydrolase activity; nucleic acid binding. Bases 564 to 4172 code for a protein of 1202 amino acids. The record is from RefSeq and is a predicted model, not a curated record. The transcript has 10 exons. Lineage: Eukaryota; Metazoa; Platyhelminthes; Trematoda; Opisthorchiida; Opisthorchiidae. Gene Ontology annotation, biological process: DNA integration.